UUUUUUUUAGUUUUUAAUACAAAUUGAAAUGAAAUAAAUUAAAUUUAUUAAAUAACGUAAACUUUAAAAUACUAAGUACUUUUGCCUUAUUUUCUUCGUGAAGAAUAGAAACGAAAAGGUUAGAACCAAUUUUAUGGAAACAAUGAAUCCUAACAAAAAGGCAAAAAUCUUAGAAGAAUGUGAAAAUUUAAUGGAUUUAAAUGAUGACUGCUUGUUAUAUCUUCUACGAUUUUUCAAAUUACUCGAGUUAAUGAAGCUUCGUGGCAUUUCUUGUCGCUUUGAUAGCUUGAUUUUUCAAAGUUGUAAAAGAUUCGGAACUCUCAACUUUAAAGAUUUGCCGGAUAUUUUAAAAGAAAGGUUUUUGGAAGUACUUGAGUUUUUAGGUCCAGCUGUUAAAUCACUUGAUAUGGAAAGUUUUGAUAAAAGUUACCCAAAUUUCGAACCAUCAGUCAUUCUGGAAUGGAUUGACACUCAUUGCGUUGACUUGAAAAGGUUCAGAAAUUCAAAUAUCGAUCUUCAUGAAUCCACGGCAAUCCAAAAGUUUAGUCCGCUGGUUACACGGUUGAAAUCUUUGACCUUGACGGGUGAAAUUUGUGAUAAUAAUUUGAGUGAUUGUUUUGUUGAUACUUCACUUGAAAAAUUGAAAGUUUAUAGUAACCACAAGAUCACUGAAAAAUUUUUCAAAAAUGUAUCAAAUUUGAAAUGCUUGAAAGUUAGGCAUUGUAAAAAUAUGAUUGAGAGUUCUUUCAUAGAAGUUUUGAAAAACAAUCGUAACUUGAAAACGUUGUUAGUGUAUAUCUGGGAGCCGACUAUUGAAGGCAAUCAAGAAUUGAUUAACUUUAUAACAGAAAAUUUACAUGAAAUUGAAGAUCUGGAGUACUAUUCACUGUAUAUUAACACUAAUCAUUUAGCUGAGUUGCCUAACUUAAAGAAACUCAAACUUGGACAAACAAUUGGCAAAAAUAGAACAGAAUUGAUUUCUGAAGAGAUAAAUAAACUUUUGGAGAAACUAAGUCAAAAUAAUAUGAUGGAAGAACUUUCUGUUCUUGGCGUCAGAGGUCGCAUUGAUAUUGGUUUGCUUUCAAAAUUAACUAAUUUGAAGCUGUUCUCUUUAAAUGGAGGUGAAACACUUACAAAUGCCGAUUUGAAAAAACUUGGAAAUCUUUUAAAUUUGGAGCAAUUAAUACUUCCGAAGGUUGAAAGCCUAUCAAUGAUUCGAUUUUUAUCAAAACUUGAAUAUUUAUGUAUCGAAAGUGCUGCAAUAGAUGUUGAUAUUCUUGAACGCACAAUUCAAAUAUUGAGAAACUUGGAACGCCCAAAACUGCAUCUUUUUGUUAGCGAUUUUUAUGCUGAAGAGCAACUUGAAAGGUAUCACAAAUUGAUAAAAGAUAAUAAAAAUAUCAUAGAGUUGAGCUUUGCUUAUUCCGAUAUGGAUACGGAAAAUUUUUAA
Culicoides brevitarsis is the source of this 1450-nucleotide messenger RNA. RefSeq lists its product as uncharacterized. Lineage: Eukaryota; Metazoa; Arthropoda; Insecta; Diptera; Ceratopogonidae. The transcript has 3 exons. The record is from RefSeq and is a predicted model, not a curated record. The coding region runs from base 134 to 1450 and encodes 438 amino acids.